AUAAAGUACACAAUGUAAAAGGAAUGACAAGGUUAGACUCAAGACUGGCAGCAGCUAAUGUACCAUAACUUAGGUCAAUUGCAACAGAGGGGGUUAUAGAUCCAAGUGUGUUGGUUUGGUGAUGAAAUUAUUUCCACAUUAGUUUCUUUUCACAUUUAGUUUCAACCAUGACCAAGUGGAUCAGAUCAGCUCAAAUACUUAACAAGUCCUACACAUGCCAGCAUAUUCAAAGUAAAUUUCUCACACUAGGGGGCAGUGUUUCUCAACAUUUUUAUUACACAUUGUCUUACAAAAGUGCUGAUCCACAUCUGCUCACAAGGUCAAGACUACAUACCUAUUUAACUGUUAGAUUUAAAUGGUGGAGUAUUAAUUCUGGAACAUUUUUUAGAGGGUCAGAUACUAUUGGGCCUUACAUCUCUCUUUGGUCAAGCACUUCAGCUGGACACAAUCUUAUUAAAGCAUGCCCAAGUAGACACUCUCACACCCAACAGCAAUCGCAAUUUAGUGUCGUCUGCAAUGAUGAAUGUGUACAAGUAAGCUUUGCCGAUCGUACGCUCAAAAUUCCACUCAUAUGGCUGAGGGAUCACUGCAGGUCAGAAAAGUUUUACAACCACAACACACAUCAGAAAAUACCUCAGAGUGGUCUCUCUGAAUUGGACUUAAGCCCAGCAGAGAUCUGCCUUGUUGACAACAACUCUGCUGUCUCUAUCACAUGGAAAGAUGGUCAUGUUUCAAAAUUUAAUCUUGACUGGUUGGCCAAUAAUUUUUAUCCUGGCAAGCUUGUCAGUCAGUCCAAGCGGCAGUACUGGAAUAAUGAGAUUGUACUGGAGGAAGGUUUGCAGACUGUCUCAUACAACGAUCACAUGACUUAUGAUGACGGCCUGAAAAAGUCACUCACUAACCUUGUGAAGUUUGGAUUCUGUAUUAUUGAAGAGACUCCAGUGUCCCAGUCUGCCACACAAGCUGUAGCCGAGAGGAUAUCGUAUGUGUUGCAAACAGUAUUUGGUCAAAUGUGGACCUUCACCUCUGAUGCAUCUCGCAGUGACACAGCCUACACUACUCAAUAUCUUGGUGCUCACACUGACAACACCUACUUGUCUUCUCCUGCUGGGGUUCAAGUUUUUCACUGUUUGAAGCACAAUGGCUCUGGGGGCGAGACUCUGCUGGUUGAUGGUUUUAAAGCUCUGGAUAUACUCAGAAGCGUUGACCAAGCAGCUUUUAAAGUCCUUGCAUCUGUGGUGAUCCCUCAUGAGUACAAAGAGCAAGCAAGUGGCAACCACCCAGGUUAUCAUUUGUACAACCUGAGUCCUGUGGUCACACUUCAUCCUAUUUCAGGGGAAUACAUCAGUUUGAGGUUCAAUCCAUAUGACAGAGCACCUUUGAACACCCUGAGUCUCCAUGAUAUGACAACCUUUUACUCUGCCUAUGACAAACUGUCUAAGAUCAUCUCCAACAAAGAGAAUGAACUGCGGAUCAAGCUCAACCCUGGCACCAUCUUAUUGAUUGACAACUGGAGAGUCCUUCAUGGGAGAUCAUCUUUUGAUGGAACUCGUGUCGUGUGUGGGUGUUACCUCCCCAGAGAUGAGUGGAUCUCAAAGGCCAGAUUGAUGGGGCUUUUGUAGCAAUGGAAGCGUGUGCUUACUUAUUUUAAAUUCAAUCCAACAUGUACAUAUUUUAAUAAAAUUGUCCAAGUAAUUAAUGGAAGAAAUGAAAAAAUAAAUUUUUAUUAGUUUGAAGAUUCAAGCUUAAGAAAAAUAUUAUAAUAUUGGCCUAAUAGUUGAUGGCUGCCUGGUCAAUCUUAUGCGCGUUUGGUCAUCUCGAUGGUCUCGAGUUUGUACCCUUGCCAGCUGCCGUCCCCUCUGUUGUAGAUUAUCUUCAGUUUGAAGGAACAACUGAACAUGUAUAACAUUUUACGAAACAAUAGUUUAUCUCUUAAAAAUAAAGUUCCGAAAAUGAUUUCAUUCCUGUAAGAAUGGCUGUAUAAAAGAUGUGAAAUAAAAAAUUGUUAUUAAGAAUGAUUCUGUCUAUAUUGUUGCUGAUUCAAAUGACCUCCUGAAUUAUCAUGUCAAUAAAAUAUGAUCAUGAGUUAAA
This is a messenger RNA of Biomphalaria glabrata, 2091 nucleotides long. RefSeq names its product trimethyllysine dioxygenase, mitochondrial-like. NCBI's taxonomy places the organism in Eukaryota, Metazoa, Mollusca, Gastropoda, Planorbidae. The transcript has 6 exons. Gene Ontology annotation, biological process: carnitine biosynthetic process. The record is from RefSeq and is a predicted model, not a curated record. Gene Ontology annotation, cellular component: mitochondrion. Bases 168 to 1622 code for a protein of 484 amino acids. Gene Ontology annotation, molecular function: trimethyllysine dioxygenase activity; iron ion binding.